Molecule: messenger RNA, 873 nt
Organism: Geodia barretti
Lineage: Eukaryota; Metazoa; Porifera; Demospongiae; Tetractinellida; Geodiidae
Source: the annotation of a GenBank genome assembly
AUGCCCAACCCUCGCGCCGAGUUCUCGCCUAUCUUCGACCGGCCCAAGCUGACGCUGCCCGACGGGGCGAAGGUGGCCGUCUGGUUCAUCAUCAACAUCGAGGAGUGGGACAUCGACCAGCCCAUGGCGCGGACCGUGCUGCCCUCGCCUCAGGGCGCGGCAACCUCGCCGGACAUCCCCAACUACUCCUGGUUCGACUACGGCAUGCGGGUGGGCUUCUGGCGGAUGCAAAAGGCGCUGGCGGACUUCAACCUGCCCUGCACCAUCAGCCUGAACGCCGCAGUCUGCGAGGCAUAUCCCCAGCUGGUGCAGUCGUGUCUCGACCUGGACUGGGAGCUGCUGGGACACGGCUACAUCCAGCAGGUGCUGCACAAGGAACCCGACGAGCGGGUCACCAUCCGCAAGACCAUUGAGGUCAUUCGGGAGUUCAGCGGCAGCGCGCCCCGCGGCUGGAUGGGGCCGGGCCUGGCCGAGACCUACCACACGCCGGACAUCCUCGCCGAGGAGGGCAUCGAGUACGUCGCCGACUGGGUCAACGACGACCAGCCCUACGAGAUGCAGGUCAAGUCGGGCCGCCUCGUGGCGUUGCCCUAUACAGUGGAGCUGAACGACAUCCCCAUCUACCUGGUCCAGCACCACUCCGCGCCCGAGCUGUUCCGGCGGGCCAAGGACUCGCUGGAGAUCAUGCUCGCCGAGGGCGAGGACAAUUCCAGGGUCAUGGCCAUAUCCAUGCACCCGUAUAUCACCGGCGCGGCCCACCGCAUCGGCCAUUUCCGCCGCCUGCUGGAGUACAUCACGCAAAUCGAUGGGGUAUCAUUCUGGACCGGCAGCGGUAUCCUGGACUGGUACAACGACCAGCAGGCCGCCCGCUGA